CUGAUGUUCAAUUGAUCAUCAUGGCUGGUGAAUCAGAAUCCAUGUGAUUCCAUUUGACCUGGCUUGCCUCAUAGUUGCAACUUGGCAUAUGCAUUUCUAAUUUCCCGAACCACACGAGCAAAUCUGAAAAAUUUUGUGCUAACUUUUGCAUGAACGGCGCAUAAGCCUACUGUGUUUGAAUCACUCAAGUGAUUCAUUGACAGGGAUUAUAGUUGAAAAAGUCCUGAGGCAUUAAACAUUCCAGAGUGUGAAUUCGUCGUGACAAGGUGCUCUGUCGUGCUGCAAAAGGGACGAAAUAAGCGGAUUGCUUAAACUGUCGUCACCCAUUAAGCCAAAAGCGCGUCAGAUUUUGCCUUGUAGGGUUCCUUUAAUAAAAAAGCCAAAUAUUGGAUGAUGGCUCCAACUGGGUUAUGGAAUUGGGAUUUUAUUAAUAUUAAAAAAUAAUUUAAAAUUAUUUUUAACAUAAUUUGAUCAAAUAUUAAAAUAAUAAAACAAUUUUUUCCAAAUUGUUUUUUUCAAUAGCAUUUAAAAUGUGCUUUUUUAAAAUUUAUUUUAAUUACUUUCAAAUUCACUGUCAAACAGACUAAUAGACUCCCGAUUUAAUAAGGAAACUGCUCCUUAUUGACGUGGACAAGUUCACCAUCCAAGAAAUAUAGUUAACCGACUUGGGAUCUUUAAUUUCACAUCAACAAGUGCGAAGAUUAUCCCUACACAGCUCAUUUGAAGACAAGGUCAUAACGAGAUUACGAGAUAAUAAUCUGACUUUUGAUAUAUGUAGCUUGCAAGUAUUUCCAUAAAUACCAAAGCACGCAUGCAUUUGAAAAGUUUCAGUUGGAUAUCCUAAAUUAGGUGAAUUGGUGACCUGACCUGGUCAGUUUGCUCCCUCUGCCCAGGUUUAACAACUAUAAAUAUUCCUUCAAUGCUUAAAUAAUUUAAGUUUUUUUUUUUUUUUAUUAAUGAGCACUGUCUCAUCUACUAAUGUAUGAAUUUAUCCAUGCUUGUUCCACUGGCUGUUAGACCAACAAAUUUUUCUAAUUCUUGUUCCACUUCCCAUCUUAUCUGAUCUCCAGGUAAGAGUUGAUUAGAACAUGGAACCCACAAUCGUCAAAAGCUACGGUCUUAACGUGCAAAGUGUAGCAAAGAAACACUAACAAGCCAAAGAUUUGGGAGUACAAGUUGCAAUAAUUAGUAGUUAACCUGCAAAAGGAGAAUUAAAAUUAAUAUUAUUCAAAACAAAGAUGCUGACGAGCAUUAAGUUGAAUUAUGAUUAUUUUUUAAUUCUUAAAUAAUUAGUUUUAUUGAUACUUAGAUAUCUGUCACAUUAAGGUGAGGUAGAGUUUAUUAUAAUAAGCUAAAAACUUAAUGGAGUUUGGUUGUGGAUAUAAAAUUAGAACAUCUUUUUGCAGAAAAUAGAACCAGACAAGAGUUGGCAAUCAUCACAGGAGCAAGAGAGCUUAGUUCAUGAGAUGCUGCAAUGGUCACAUUAGCUAACAACACUCUCAUGCAUUUUGAGGAUCUGACGCUGCCUUCUUUUCAGGUUAUUGUGAUGUCUGGAAGCAUAGGAUGUGCAAGAUGCCGACAGAGAGUUUCCCAAGUUAUCGCAAAGAUGACUGGAUUAAGAGAAUAUACAGUGGAUGUGAAAAGGAAACAAGUUAUUGUAAAGGGGGACUUCGGAAACCAACAGAAGCAGGAGGAUGAUUAUUCUAAAAGCGAAAUGAACAAAGAGCGUGGUAAUUGUCAUCCACUAAGAUUGCUGUUGGGAUCAUUUGUAGCCUCUUGCUUCAGGAAACAAGUUGCUGAUUAAGUGUGUGACUUCACUCCUUUUACCUAUUCAUUUGUCAUGAAAUUUAUACAAAAAAAAAAAAUCAGAUUUUAAUUUAUUUAAUCUUUUUCUUUUAAUCAAUCAUUAUUUGUUAAUAAAAAUGAGAAAAACUCCAAAAAGGCUGGGGAAUUGUUGAGGAGGGUGCCGACUGCUGCACGAGAGAUUAGAAAGGGUUGGCAGGAAUGGGUUUAAAGUGGGUUGAAAUAAAAUUGCUUCAUGCUC
Manihot esculenta (cassava) is the source of this 2044-nucleotide messenger RNA. RefSeq lists its product as uncharacterized. The coding region runs from base 1475 to 1804 and encodes 109 amino acids. The record is from RefSeq and is a predicted model, not a curated record. Lineage: Eukaryota; Viridiplantae; Streptophyta; Magnoliopsida; Malpighiales; Euphorbiaceae. The transcript has 3 exons. Gene Ontology annotation, molecular function: metal ion binding.